GGCGGCGGCGGCCGGAGGGGGGGCGAGAAGUUGCUGAGGAGGCGCCUGGAGGGGGAAGAUGGUAGGUGGGCGGCCGCCCGCCCCGCGCAGGCCCCUCCCCCGGGGGAAGGAGCCCCCCCAACGGGUGGGGGGCCUCCUUGGGGGGCGGGGCGGAGGGGUGGCUCACUGAGGGGGGGGGAGGGGAGGCUCCAUUGGGUGGGGGGGUCCCAUUGGGGGAGGUGGGGCAGGGGGCUCUGGAAAGGGGCCUGGGGGAGCAUGGUGAUUAUUAUUUGGGGGGGGUUGUGCAUAGGCUUCAAAGGGGGGAGGCCUGGGUCUCUGUUUUUUUUUGGGGGGGCAGAAUGUGCUUUGAGGGGGCAGCACUGAGGAUGGAAGGGGGGUCCAGUGAGGCUGGGGGGGCGGUCCUGUGCACAGGCGUGCAAGGGGAGGAGGCCAGGCUCUGUUUUUUUUGCGGGGGGAGAAUGUGCUUUUAGGGGGAGGCAUUGAGGAUGGGGGGGGGGUCCUGUGCACAGGCUUGCAAGGGGGGGAAGGCCUGGGUCUCUGUUUUUGGGGUGGGGGUGGGAGGAUGUGCUUUGAGGGGGCAGCACUGAGGAUGGAGGGGGGUCCAGUGAGGCUUGGGGGGGUCCUGUGCACAGAGUUGCAAGGGGAGGAGGCCUGGGUCUUUGUUUUUUUGGGGGGUGGGAGGAUGUGCUUUGAGGGGGCAGCACUGAGGAUGGAGGGGGGGUCCAGUGAGGCUGGGGGUGGCUCCUGUGCACAGGCUUGCAAGGGGGGGAAGGCCUGGGUCUCUCUUUUUUUUGGGGGGGGAGGAUGUUCUUUUAGGGGGCAGCACUGAGACUGGGGGGGUGUCCAGUGAGGCUGGGGGGGGUCCUGUGCACAGACUUGCAAGGGGGGGAAGGCCUGGGUCUCUCUUUUUUGGGGGGGGGAGGAUGUGCUUUUAGGGGGCAGCUUUUAGGGGGGUCCAGUGGGGUUGGGGUGCUGUGUAUUACGAACUGGUGGCGAUGUGGGGCUAAGUGGGGGGUCUCAUCUGUGGGGUGGGGAGGGGUUGGGGUGCUGUGCAUUACGAACUGGUGGCAACGUGGGGCUAAGCGGGGGGGGUCUCAUCUGUGGGGCGGGGAGGCCGACUGGGGUCUGGGGUGCUUUCAGGUCGGCGGCGGAGGGGGAAGCCUGAUGAGGAAAAGAGUGGGGCCAUCGGUGUGGUCCUUGUUUCUGCCUCUAAACCCCCCCCCAAGUGAAUGGGGGGAGCUGUUUGGGAGCUUUAUGGGGCUUCUCCCCCCAUCCCAUCCCCCUUCCAUCAGGGAGGGGCUUUCUUACGACUGGCGCUGGCGGGGAGAAGCACCCCUGUUGGGUUGCUGUGUGAAGAAAGCCGGGGUGGGGGCUAGGGGGUGUCUUAGUGAGCUUAUAGGGCAGGAGGUGCAAAUUUGGGGGGACAGGAAAAGCAUCCGUCAGUGAGGCUGGGGUGACUUGGGAAGACCCCAGACCUGCAUGUGGGGUGUCUGGAAAACCUUGCUUUUCCAAAGGUUCGGGCUUUGCUGUCGGAAUGGGGGACCCACGGGGGUUCGGGGGGACCGUUGAGUAGGUUUCCUGCUGGGGGUGUUGGCUUUGCUCAGAGAGCAAGCUUUGUUGUCAGGGGGUGUCAUUCCAGGCGUUUUAUGCAAUUCUCCCUGCUUCCGCCUCACAACAGCCGUGAAAAGUAGGCUAAUUUAAGAGAGGCAGCCACUGGCUGCAAAGUCGCCGCAGUGAGCUUUGUGUUGCUGAGUGGGGAUUCGAACUCAGGUCUCUGCCAGGCUGUAGCCUGACGCCCCAACCGUUGUGCCACACUUUUUGUUGUUGGUCUGGAUGGUUUCUGUGCAGCAAGAAUAUGCCUCUGAGAGAGGUUAGCGGAUUCUGCGUUGGGGUGAGUCGGCUGCCCGUUUCAGGGGUGCUUAUAGGUUGUGGUGAGGCCUGCCUAGAUCAUAGAAGAAAUCACAGGAUUGUACAGUUGGAAGGGACCCUGGCGACCAUCUAGUCCAACCCCCUUGCAAUGUAAGAAUUUGCAGCUGUCCCUGACAGGAAUCGAACCUUGGCGUUAUCAGCACUGCACUCUAACCAACUAAGCCGCCCUGAGCCCGGUCUUGGCUGGGGAGGGCGGGGUAUAAAUAAUAAUUUAUUAUUAUUAUUAUUAUUAUUAUUAUUAUUAUUAAGCUACCCAGUGGAUUGCAGAUGUGGCAAUUUGAGUCUAGGGCUUUAUAUAGGGCAUCUUCCUAUUUUGAAUUGACAAUAUUUGGAACCACGAAGACUAGUAACUUACUUUUUAGGGGCAACAUAUAUAUAUAUAACAAGAGGGACGCGGGUGGUGCUGUGGGUUAAACCACAGAGCCUAGGACUUGCUGAUCAGAAGGUCGGCGGUUCGAAUCCCCGGUACAGGGUGAGCUCCCGUUGCUCGGUCCCUGCUCCUGCCAACCUAGCAGUUCGAAAGCACGUCAAAGUGCAAGUAGAUCAAUAGGUACCACUCCGGCGGGAAGGUAAACGGCGUUUCCGUGCGCUGCUCUGGUUCUCCAGAAGCGGCUUAGUCCUGCUGGCCACAUGACCCGGAAGCUGUACGCCGGCUCCCUCGGCCAAUGAAGUGAGAUGAGCGCCGCAACCCCAGAGUCGGUCACGACUGGACCUAAUGGUCAGGGGUCCCUUUACCUUUACCUAUAUAUAUAAUGAUAAUAAAAAUACUUUGCUAAAAUUAAGGGUUUUUUGCAGGAGGGGAGGGAUCAAGUUUCUAGUCCUUAAGGGCUGCGAAGGGUCAGGCAGCUUCCUGAAUUUGUGGCACGCUGAAUGGAGCUGAUGAGAGCAAGAGAAAAGCAAAGGGGGAGCGUCCGCCCCAAAAGAUGCUUGCUGCUUAAAAGCCUGUCUGUGGUUUCACUUUCCUUUCUGUUUUGCUUCAUUCCAGGCUGAUUUUCUGAAAGGGUUGCCUGUCUACAAUAAAAGCAAUUUCAGCCGUUUCCACGCAGAUUCUGUAUGUAAAGCAUCGGUGAGUACCAACUCUUGGCUUGAGAUCCAACAAAGAGUCGCACUUGAGGUCCCUUCAGAGAGUCUUUUCGAGGGUUGAGGGUCCUGGUUAUUUCAGGGUUUUUUGGGGGGGUGAACCCAGAAUUGAUCUCCCACCAAGACACUCCAUUUGUGCACGAUUUCAUAGAAUCGUAGUAUUGUCAAGUUGGAAGGGAUCCUGUGGGUCUUCUAGUCCAACCCCUUGCAGUGCAGGAAUCUCAACUAAAUCAUGCAUGACAAUUAAUAAUAAUGAUUUAUUAUUUAUACCCCCCCCAUCUGGCUGGGCUUCCCCAGCCACUCUGGGCGACUUCCAAAAAAAUAUGAAAAUACUGUAAUACAUCAAAUGUUAAAAGCUUCCCUAAACAGGACUGCCUUCAGAUGUCUUCUAAAAGUCUGGUAGUUGUUGUUCUCUUUGACAUCUGGUGGGAGGGCGUUCCAUAGGGAGGGUGCCACUACCGAGAAGGCCCUCUGCUUGGUUCCCUGUAACUUGGCUUCUCGCAGUGAGGGAACCGCCAGAAGGCCCUCGGUGCUGGACCUCAGUGUCCGGGUAGAACGAUGGGGGUGGAGACCAUCCAACCUUUGUUUAGAGACCCCCAAGGAAUUAUAGAGUCCCCCAUCUCCGGAGGGAGUCAGUUCCACUGGUGAAGAGCUCUUACCCUCAGAAAUUUCUUCCUGGUGUUUAGUCGGAAUCUCCUUCCUUGCAACUUGAAUCCAUUGGUUUGGGUCCCUCGGAUGCACUAGAAAACAAGCUUGCUCUGUCGUUUGUGUGGUAGUACUUUAGAUAUUUCAAGGAACUGUUAGUGAGGACUCUUUGGGUUGGGUCUGUCAACCAGCUACAAAACCACCUAACAGUUACCUCGUCCGGCCCUCAUUUUACUAUCUUCUCUGCAAGGAUAUCAUGGUCGACUUUGUCAAAAGCCAUACUGAAAUCAAGAUAUAUUAUGUCCAUAGCGUUCCCCUGAUCCACCAAGCUUGUAUCUAUCUAUCAUCUAUCUAUCUAUCUAUCUAUCUAUCUAUCUAUCUAUCUAAGAUUUGUCUGGCAUGACUUGUUUUUGAGAAACCCAUGCCACGUAUUCUCAAAGUGCAUCUUGUGGUCCGGUGCGUCUUAAAGAGCGAAAAAUACGGCACAGCUUUCAAGCUGUCUGCAAGCUCCCGUUCCCUGGAGAAACAGGCCUGUGUGGUUUUUAGUGGGAAAGUGGGGUGAAAUCUUUGAAAAUCAGAAGCAAAGUAAAUAAGCCUGUCGUCAGAAAAUGUGUUAAUGAAACUGCAGUCUAUCCUCCCUUCUAGGAUUCAUGCGAUGUGGUUUUUGAGCUCUUCGUAGCAUGCAACCCAGCUGCUGCCAGUUUUCGGGGAAGGCAGAAUUAUGUGAUUACUGUAUUCUUCGCUCUCUAAGACGCAUCAGACCACAAGGCGCACCUAGUUUUUGGAGGAGGAAAACAAGAAAAAAAAUGUUCUGAAUCUCAGAAGCCAGAACAGCAAGAGGGAUCGCUGCGCAGUGAAAGCAGCAAUCCCUCUUGCUGUUCUGGCUUCUGUGAUAGCUGCGCAGCCUGCAUUCGCUCCAUAAGACGCACACGCAUUUCCCCUUACUUUUUAGGAGGUAAAAAGUGAGUCUUAUAGAGCAAGAAAUACGGUAAUUUGUCGGUUUUUAUACCACUUCGGAUAGUACCGCUGGUUAUGUUAUUGUUAAUAUCUGGGGGUGCUUAUCAUAUCUGACUCCAUUUUUUAAUUAUCACAACCAACUGUUUUUAUCUCUUGCCAGGUUAAUUUUUAACGACUUUCCACAUUUUUAACAAACCCAUAACAAAUUUUAUACAACUGUUUCCAAAAAAUUGACUUCCUGUCCCCUUCUUAGAUGUGUCCAGAAUUACCCCUAAUUGCUGCUUAUAAUUUCAUAGCAAUCUCAUUUGUUACCUCCUCCUCGUACGUUAGAUAACAUUCCCAAUAGUGUUAAGUGAGGAUUACUACUCCAUUCAUCGAUCCGCAUUAAACCAUUAAUUAUCAUUUCUGAAAUUUAACUAGCUGGUAUCGAUUGGUAGCUUAAGAUGAAUUCAAAAUGGUAUAACGCCUGUGAUACUGAAAAAAUUAACUUAUUUGGAUUGCUGACAUUUUGAAACAAGUCUGUCCUGGUUUUCUUUUCCUGCCUUUUUUUUUUUGCUGUUGUGCAGCAAGGCUCCUUUGGAGAAAGGAGAAUGCAAACUAAAGCAAUAAUAGCACUGUGAGGAUCGUAUCCCAUACUCAGGAGUAAACCUGUUGGAAUUAAGGAGCGUGGCUAACUUGGGCCUGUCAAUUUCAACAGGUCUUCCCUAACCAGAGCUUGGUUACAGCCCUGACUUUGGGAUCUUUGGACUUAGAAUAAUAACAAUGAUAUUAGUAGUAGUAGUAGUAGUACCCCGCCCAUCUGGCUGGGUUUCCCCAAUCACUCUGGGUGGCUCCCAACAGAAUAUUAAAAACACGAUAAAAGGUCAAACAUUAAAAACGUCCCUAAACAGGGCUGCCUUCAGAUGUCUUCUAAAAGUCAGAUAGUUUAUUUCCUUGACAUCUGAUGGGAGGGCAUUCCACAGGGCGGGCGCCACCACCGAGAAGGCCCUCUGCCUGGUUCCCUGUAACCUCAAUUCUCGCAGGGAGGGAACCACCAGAAGGCCCUCGGAGCUGGACCUCAGUGUCCAGGCUGGACGAUGGGGGUGGAGACGCUCCUUCAGAUCUACUGAGGUGAGGCUGUUUAGGGCUUUGAAGGUCAGCACCAACACUUUGAAUUGUGCUCAGAAACAUCCUGGGAGCCAAUGUAGGUAUUUCAGGACCAGUGUUAUGUGGUUUCGACGGCCACUCCCAGUCCCCAGUCUAGCUGCCGUAUUCUGGAUUAUUUGUCGUUUCCGGGUCACCUUCAAAGGUAGCCUCACGUAGAGCGCAUGGCAGUAGUCCAAGCGGGAGAUAACCAGAGCAUGCACCACUCUGGCCAGACAGUCUGCGGGCAGGGAGGGUCUCAUCCUGCAUACCAGGUGGAGCUGGUAGACAGCCGCCCUGGACACAGAAUUGACCUGCGCCUCCAUGGGCAGCAGUGAGUCCAAAAUGCCUCCCAGGCUGUGCACCUGGUCCUUCAGUGGCACAGUGACCCCUAUGACCUUUUAUUUUUUUAAUCUGUAAGCUCUUUGCAGGCAGAGGUUUGUUUGUAGUUUUGUUUUUGCCCUUGUGGGCAAGUAACUUCAAGAAAAAACAAGUUACCGGGACAAUGUGGGUAAUCAGCAAGAUGAUGGUUGAACCGCAAAGAUCUCUCUCUGAUGCAAAAAAAUCUCAUUCUCUCCUUCUUUUUCAAUUUACAGAACAGAAGGCCAUCAGUAUACCUCCCUACGCGGGAAUAUCCGUCAGAACAAAGUAAGCACUGGCUUUUUCUCUCCUCCUUUUUUCUUGAGCUUUCCACUUGGGAAAUAUCUGUGGCCCUCCGGAUCUUGCUGGGCAUCCCCUUCCACCGUCGCCCUUGACCAUUGGUCAUGCUGGCCAUCGGGGUUGCUGGGAGACAGGGUCCAGGAACUCCGGCAGGGACACAGGCAGUGUAAAAGAGAACUGGGCUAUGCAAUUUUUGAGAAGGCGGCGAGCGCUUGCCUUGCCGCUCGAUCACCUGAGAUCACCUGCAGGAACGCCGCCGGUCGUUCCCCAAGCCGAUGAGGUUCAUUUGGCUAUAAGAAACUGAGCCUUUAGUGUCGUUGGCCCCCUAUGGAACUCUCUGCCACAAGGUCCUGCGGGCAGCUUCUCAGCUAGUGCCUGCUGUAAACUUUCCAUUUCUGUUAGCCUUAUGCAGGCAGCAAAGUAUAUCUUUCCGCAAUAGUUACCUGAUCUUAACUUUCUGCACGGCUUUUAUUAUGUGGUUUAUUGUCGCAAGGCAGUUGUGAAUAAUAGCAGCAUAUAUAAAUGUCUUUAUAAAUAGAUUUAAAAAACUGCACACCCUUCCCCAUAUCUUCGUCUUUGGUGAUCCCUCAUAGCCGAGUAAGAUUGUCUUCCAUAAACACGGUUUUAACAGUGAGUCCAUAAGUGAUUGUGGAGGCCAAUUCUGGAUCCACGCGUCCUUCCACGGUGGGGACAUAGGUUUCCAGGCGGGAGUCGAUCCCGGUGAGGGUUUGCCAAGCGUGCUUUCCUCUUAGCACAUUUCUCCCUUGCGUCCUGAGUUCGAGUGUCUUCAAAGCCCAUGACACCUUUGGUAAAGGCUGUUCUCCAACUGGAGCGCUCGCAGUCCAGUGAUUCCCGGUUGUCAGUGUUUAUCCCACAUUUUAAAAGAUUUGCCUUGAGAGAGUCUUUAUGCUUAUUUUGUCGUCCAUCAUUACGCUUACCAUUUACAAGUUUGGAAUAGAGGAGUUGCUUUGGAAGACGAUAAUCAGACAUCCACAAACAUGACCAGUUCAACAAAGUUGAUGUUGAAGAAUCAUUGCUUCAACGCCGGUGAUCUUUGCUUCUUCCAGUACGCUGGCCCUAGUUCUCCCGUCUUCCCAAGUGAUGUGUAAAACUAUACGGCCAUUUAAAACAAAGAAAUUUAUUGUGAUAAUGUCCUUUAUCUCCCCCCUUCCCCGGUUCUUUCUUCCAACAGUUAUAGUAACAGAAAAGACGAACAUACUUUUGCGUUACCUACAUCAGCAGUGGGACAAAAAGGUACGGAACGCGCUCUGUUAGCAAUUUGCGCAAUCUUGUCUAAUUUCAAAAGCAUCUCCCGGCGAGGGAGGGAGGCCUUCAAAGUUUCGUUCAGGUCCCCUGCAAGGUGGGUGGUAGGAAACGGCUACAGAGCCUCUUUUCGUACGCCGCCACCUGCCUACCCUGGCCUUACGCUCCUGGACCACAUCUGAUCAGUUUGGGGCUCUUGCUAAAGCUGCCCUUCUUUCCAUAAACCUUAUGAGAACUUUAUUCCUGUUGGUUCUGAAUUGAUUUCUAUAUGUGGGCUGUCGUUUUCUCUGCUCUCUUUAUAUUACAAUUCUUUUGUACAUACCGUUGUUUUAAAAGCAAUUGAUUAUAUAUAUAUAUACACACACACACACACACACACACACACACACACUCACACACACACACAUAUACAGUGGUACCUCGGAAGUCGAACGGAAUCCGUUCCGGAAUGCCGUCCAACUUCCGAAAACGUUCGCAAACCAAGGCACGGCUUCCGAUUGGCUUUAGGAAGCUCCUGCAGCCAAUCAGAAGCCGCACCGGACGUUCAGGUUCCAAAGAACGUUCGCAAACUGGAACACUCACUUCCAGCUUUGCGGCGUUCAGGAGCCAAAACGUUCGACUCGCAAGGCGUUCAGGAUCCAAGGUACGACUGUGUAUAUAAACAGUUGAAUUGUUACAUCGCAAAGUGCUCUGGGAAGCUCUCAGUAAACAAAAUCGAUGAUAAUAAUAAUGAAUUAUGCACGUAAGCCCCAAAACAUGCACACAACCCUUUGAAAUUGUAUCCAGCUGUGUUACACCCCGAGUAAAGGUAAAGGGACCCUGACCAUUAGGUCCAGUCGUGACCGACUCUGGGGUUGCGGCGCUCAUCUCGCUUUAUUGGUCGAGGGAGCCGGCGUACAGCUUCCGGGUCAUGUGGCCAGCAUGACUGAGCCGCUUCUGGCGAACCAGAGCAGCGCACGGAAACGCCGUUUACCUUCCCGCCGGAGUGGUACCUGUUUAUCUACUUGCACUCUGACGUGCUUUCGAACUGCUAGGUUGGCAGGAGCAGGGACCGAGCAACGGGAGCUCACCCCGUUACGGGGAUUCGAACCACCGACCUUCUGAUCGGCAAGCCCUAGGCUCUGUGGUUUAACCCACAGCGCCACCCGCGUCCCUGUUACACCCAGAGUAGACCCACUGAAACCAACAGAACCGAGUCUCUUGUGUCCAUUCAUUUUGGUGGGUCUGCCUGGAGUGGUAACAUUCGCCUCCCGUCAAAGCAAACAGACCCCUCCCGGUUCAUUUCUUUGGGUCGACCCCUAAGGAUGUUGGAGGCGUACUCUGCCAGUUUAACUUGCCUCUUUGCCGUUCUUGUUUGCGGGGGAACCGCCUCGUUCCUUUACUUCGGCGGGCGAAAACCUGUGUACAGUGGUGCCCCGCAAGACGAAUGCCUCGCAAGACGGAAAACCCGCUAGACGAAAGGAUUUUCCGUUUUGGAGGUGCUUCGCAAAACGAAUUUCCUAUGUGCUUGCUUCGCAAGACGAAAAUGUCUUGCGAGUUCCUGCGGGGUUUUUUUCCUUUUCCCCCCCUUUUUCCCAAGCCGCUAAACCGCUUAUCAGCUGAUCGUUAAGCCGCUUAACAGCUGAUCGCUAAGGCGCUUAUCAGCUGAUCCGCUAAGCCCGCUAAGCCGCUAAUACUGUAGCGCUAAUCCGCUAAACCGCUAACGGGCUUGCUUCGCAAGACGAAAAAACCCGCAAGACGAAGAGACUCGCGGAACGGAUUCUUUUCGUCUUGCAAGGCACCACUGUAUACGAAUCGCUCCGAACCCGAUCAGCGAACAAUCUCGCCCCGGUUUCUCUUAACCUACCUUCCAUCUCUCUCUCCUCUGCUUGCUCCCCUCAGAACGCAGCGAAGAAAAGAGACCCCGAACAGGUGGAAAUAGAAGGGGAGAAUUCAGCCCCACCCCGGAAAAUCGCCCGGACGGACAGCCAGGAUAUGAACGACGACACUUAAAAACUAAAACAAACUUUUUUCUUUUUUUUGCUUGUCUUCUGUGUUAAAAUUUACAGGGGCUUCCUGUGUGGUAUUUUUUUUGUGGUGGUGGGGGGGAGUGUCUGUUGACCAUGUACGCACACCAACACACACAUUUCUACAAUCAGCUUGCCUUUCCUCCUCUCCUGGUUCACCCUUCACUAUGCAGCCACUUCAGAUCUGUAGCAGCCAAUGUAUUUAUUUCUGUUUAUUUGUGUGUGUGUUGGCGAAAGCGGGGGCGAAAGAGGCACGGCGGGGGGGGGGGUGUCGUGGGGCAGAAGAGAGAGAGAGAGAGGGGUUUCUUCUUCCAUUUUUUCUCUCCAUUAUUAUUUAUGUGCUCUCUCGCUCUCUCUGUUGCAACAAGUCGGGAAUACAAAAUGAUGUUUAAACUGUGAUCCAUUCCCUUUCUGUUUGGGGGAAAAGGCAAAAAAAAAAGACACCCCCCCACUUUUGCGGCUAAUCUCUCCCCCAAAAAAGAAAAAUAUCUUUGUACUAACGUGAACUGUAUCCAAGCUCAUGCUGAAACACCCCCCUGACUUUUUUGUGGAAUCAAACCUUCCAUCUGUACAAUUACUGGUGUGCGUAAAAGAGGGGGUGUGGUUUUCAAAUUCUUCCUUUGCACCUCCUAAUCUAAGUGUGAUCUGAGGCGAGGAGGCCGUAUCCUGACCUCCCUCUCCCCUUUCAUUUCGAUGUUUUCGUUUUCUGGAAAAGCUUUUUUUUUUUUUUUUAAUUAAAAAAAAUAUCGUCGACGGUCCUUCUUCGAUGGAUUCUCUUCACCAGACGUGUCGUGUCCUCUUUAGCUGAUAACUGCUGUAUUGUUUUUAUUUUUAUUAUUAAAAAAACACACCCAUCUUUAGCUUUCUGUUCUGGGGAGUUUUGUUAGCAUGUCAGCCGUAGGUUGUGAAGAGGAAAGGAAAACAUUUCUGCUUGUCACCGACCCCUUCCUCCAUCCCCUGACCCACCCCCCGCAAAUCUCUCUCUCUCUCUCAGAUCACUCUAGGAAUGGACCAGUUCUGUGCAACUUUUGCAGUAGAAUAAAGAAGGAUCUUUCUCACCAA
Molecule: messenger RNA, 10724 nt
Organism: Podarcis lilfordi (Lilford's wall lizard)
Lineage: Eukaryota; Metazoa; Chordata; Lepidosauria; Squamata; Lacertidae
Source: the annotation of a GenBank genome assembly